AUGGGUGGCUGUGUGAGCUCCGAGACCAAUGCGGAUCUCGAACAGAAAAAGCGAAGCCAGGCAAUCGACAGAAAGCUAGAGGAAGACUCCCGGCGACUAAGGCGAGAAUGCAAGAUCUUGCUGCUGGGCUCCGGUGAAAGCGGAAAAUCAACCAUCGUGAAGCAAAUGAAAAUUAUCCAUCAAAAUGGAUACAGUGUGGAAGAGCUCGCUUUAUACCGCUUGACCGUGUAUAAGAAUCUUCUCGAUUGCGCCAAGGCCUUGAUCCAAGCAUACCAUCACUUCGAAGUAGAGCCGACCAGCCAAAGAGUACGAGAUUUCCUCACAUUUAUCACAGAAUACAACAUAGACCCGGAUCCGAAUAUCCCCCUAGACCCGAAGGUCGGAGAUGCAGUGACAUAUAUUUGGAACGACCCAUGCACAGCAAGCGUUUUAGAACACCAGAGUGAAUUUUAUCUCAUGGAUUCUGCUCCAUAUUUCUUUGAACAUGCGAAGCGAAUAGCAGCCCCGGAUUACAUUCCCAACGAAGCAGACGUGCUCCGUGCUCGAACAAAAACGACUGGUAUCUAUGAAACUCGAUUUACCAUGGGCCAGCUCAGUAUACAUAUGUUUGAUGUUGGCGGCCAACGCAGCGAACGGAAAAAGUGGAUUCAUUGCUUUGAAAAUGUCACAUCCAUCAUCUUCUGUGUCGCUUUAAGUGAAUACGACCAAGUUCUGUUGGAAGAAAGCAACCAGAACCGUAUGAUGGAAAGUUUGGUGCUUUUCGACUCGGUCGUCAAUUCUCGAUGGUUUAUGCGCACGAGUAUUAUCCUCUUCCUCAACAAGGUCGAUCUGUUCCGUCAAAAGCUCGGCCGAUCGCCAUUGAGCAAUUAUUUCCCCGACUACUCUGGAGGCAAUGACGUUAACCGAGCCGCGAAAUAUCUUCUCUGGAGGUUCAACCAGGUCAACCGUGCUCAUCUCAACCUAUAUCCUCAUCUGACCCAAGCCACCGAUACCACCAAUAUUCGCCUCGUUUUCGCCGCCGUCAAAGAGACCAUUUUGCAAAAUGCUUUGAAAGAUUCAGGAAUUCUUUAA
Messenger RNA from Talaromyces proteolyticus, 1071 nucleotides. RefSeq names its product G protein complex alpha subunit GpaB. Gene Ontology annotation, biological process: adenylate cyclase-activating G protein-coupled receptor signaling pathway. Lineage: Eukaryota; Fungi; Ascomycota; Eurotiomycetes; Eurotiales; Trichocomaceae. The record is from RefSeq and is a predicted model, not a curated record. Bases 1 to 1071 code for a protein of 356 amino acids. Gene Ontology annotation, cellular component: heterotrimeric G-protein complex. Gene Ontology annotation, molecular function: GTPase activity; G protein-coupled receptor binding; G-protein beta/gamma-subunit complex binding. The transcript is spliced from 6 exons.